AUGCAACCUAAUGCCCCACAGUUUCCAAAUUUGCGACUGAGCAGUUUGCGUGCUCUAAACUCUAAUAAGGGUAGUAAUUCUGACGCGAAUACGGAAUCAAUAACAGCCCCAUCGAAGGAUGGCUCUUCAAUAAGCAAGCAAGGCAAAAAUCUAGCUAUAGAAAAGAAUACACUGACUGUUGGCUGCUCAGAUGGGACUAAAGUCCCUUUUGGCAGGCGUUUCCAGAUGGAUACAAGUGGGUUGAAGUCUAUCGGUAGGGAUAAGCAAGAAGAGUUGGAAAAUGAUAUUAGAACGGCAAUAAAAUCGCUAGAUAUUAGUCAAUAUAAAAAAAAAUCUCAUCAAUUGGACUUGUUAUUUCAUAAUGCAUUGUAUCCGGAGGAUUGCGAUGUAUUGAUAGACGUUAAUCAAAUUCCUGGUGCACGGGAAGGAGACCUAGCUGAAUUAAGGACAUACCGUGGUCCUCCCACAGCUAAAGAUAAAAAGAUUUAUUUUAAAAUUAAAGAUUUUGGUUUAGAAGCCCGUAGGAGACUGUCUGGUGGACAAAUAUCUCUCCCAACAGGGCAGCUUCAGAAGUUAUUAGAUUUACCUUCAAGGUCAACAGUAUGGGUGAAGUUAAAAUGCAAGAAUGAUCAUCAAGCUGAUUUAGUCGAGCUUCAUAUUAAGGAUUGCUAUGUCAAUAGGGGUGACAUGUGGUGUUUAUCUUCAAGUCUAAUCGAUUCAUGCGUAUUUAUUGAGCAAAGACUAGCAUUUAUGAACUCUAUACGGGCAAAUGUUAGGGGAAUAUAUCGUAAUGGCAAGAAAGUUGUUUCUGGAUAUAUAGGAAACAACACUAGGGUGGUUUUUAGGUCCGAGUCUGCAAAACUUAUAUUUUUGAUUCAGAUUACAGACGAGAUGUGGCACUUUGAAUCGAACGGUGAAAAGACUUUUCAUAAGGUCGUGAAUUCCUUGUUCCCAAAGAUAUUCAAGAAAUGUAAAGAGAUUGGAACUCACCACAUUAUUACGAUUGUUUUCUGCGCUUCUGUUCAUGAUGGUAAUGAAUCAUUCAGGAAUUUACCGCCUGGUGUUCGCCUUAAGGAUACGAAAGACUAUUAUCGCGUGGUCGUUGAUCAAGUGAAUAUCCUACAUUGGAGUGAAAUUAUGACAAUUGUGAGGAAGGAGUUUAUGAGGAUUACUAAUGAAUUACGAACUUAUUUGAACGAAGAUGGUAUUAGUGUGAUUAGAGGAGGCUUUUCCCCUGUGAUAAAAUCGAAUAUUUUAGAGGCUCUCAAUUUCGCUACAACCUUGCUUACAGAUCCGUUCAAACAAGCGGAUUUACGCCAUACUGCUACACAUGUCAUUAUAAUUAGUCCGGGUUCUGGGCUCUAUGAUGUUGAUUAUGAAUUAUUAAAAGUUACUUGUAAAAAAUUACUUUCACUGGAAAUGGUUGCAGACUUAAUAUGUCUUGCAAGAGCACCAUUACACAUUGUGCCGCUAUUCCGAUAUCUUGAUAAUGAUGGCAAACUACACCAUACUGCACCAACCUGGCUCAACGUUACUUUCUGGAAUAACAAUCCUAGGUCCCUUGAAUGGCAACCUCGUUGUAAAAUUUAUGAUGUUCAGAUGAUGGGAAGGACAGAAAAACGAGUUGAUGAACAGAUUGCGAUAGAUUAUUUAACGCCUAUAUCUGGGACACACUCGCUUACUAGUUUUAUGGCCGCUUACGAUAAACAAGUAUUUGAUCAAAGUCAUUGUAUGAUGAUCCCCACUGAGAUGAAUAAUCCUUCUUCCUCAGAGGGUAAUUUGAAGGGGCAUAAGGCGAUUGGUUCUAAACCAAUUAAUGAGACCCCAUCGAUAAUGUGGAACCCUCCCCGAUCAUCCAAACCGCUUGUUGAAGCAGCAAAUGUUCAAGGUGUUGUAGUAAGCCUCCAUCAACCGGGCAAUAACUCAACUACGUUUGAAGACGGUGGAACAGAUAGCAGCUCCUCAGCUUCAUCUCCAGAUGCCAAUGAAUCGUUGGCUUUGACAACCUUAAAAAGUAUGAGAAAUGCGUCACAGGGCCUUACCAAACGUAUCGUUUCUCGGUUUAUAUCUGAUAUUAAAACCAAAAGACGCCGGCGUAUGCCAUCAGGAAGCUCUGAACAAAACCCUCGCAUGGAAACUCUUGGUAGUCCGAGUGAUUCUGGAACUUAUGAUUUGCAUUCACCAAACCCCACCCAGAUGUUGUAUUUGAAAUCUCAUUCGGCGCAUGACUCUUUAACAGGCAGUUCUCACAACAAUUCGUCCAAUUUAGACAGAAGACAACCUAAAAUUGAUGAAUCAGUGAAGCGAAAGGCCAAAAACAUUGUUAGGGACGAAAAUACUUUUUUAUCGCAAUGUUUAAUUGAGAUUGAAAACCCUUCUGUUCCUGUAAGCGGUGAAAUUGCUAACAUGUUAAUCUCAGAAAGAUGGAGGGAUAUAUAUCCUAGAUUUGUUGCAAAGAAAUACAGUAAAUGGAGAUCUUUUACAACUCCUGCGGAAUUGCCUGUUACUACUACCCAUUUUCCAUCCCUCUCAGAUUUUGAGUCCAACUUUAUUUUCCGAAAUCAUUCUGUUUCUUUGAAUAUAGAUCGAGAAAAGUAUGGACAAACAACUUUUCACCUAUUAAGGGAUUUGAUAUAUACGCGUUUGAUUGCUGGCUUCCAGAUAUGUACUUCAGAACUUGUGCGUAAAAUAGAAGCGAGCGUUAACACAGAGGUCGAUGUUCCAGAAAUUGCUAUGUCCAUAUCUAGGGACAAUUACAUGAACGUUUUAUAUUACAUGAUAAUCGAUAAAGAAAUCCAUAGAAUCAGCUGUGGGUAUAAUGGUACAAUCGAUGUCCAGAGAUAUUUAAGGAAAAGCGAAGCUAAAGACAACCACACUACGAGCAAAUAUAACCCUUUAAUUAAAACAAGGUAUGAAGAUCGAUACCGGGAAUUACAGGUAGACCCAAUAACUGUAUUUCGUGAUUCAUUAUGGUGGAACCAGAUAGACCAGGUUCUAGCUGGAUAUGAUGAUUCAAUGAUGGAUACUAAUAAAAUUGGGUUUAGAUCCAAAUUUGUAAUCCUACCUGCCGAUAUACCUCCUAAUACAUUUUCUUCAACGAUUAAUGGCAGAAAGGAAACUUUAACACCAGAAGAGAUUCGGUUGGAGGGGUUAAGAAAACUAAUUUCAUCAAUUUCCAAAUCAAAAUUACGCUCCAAUGCGGAGAAGAACUUUGCUUCGUCUCGUAAUGAAGAGAUUUUACCCGAAGUACACUUUUAUACGGGCUCAAUUUAUGACUACAUUGAAGAUCACGCUGAAAUACUCUGCAAUCUGGAAGAAGAUGCAUCAAGCCCUAUUAUCAUGGAAGGAGGCAAGUUUAAUAAAGACGUUGAAUUAUCAAGGCUGGCCUAUGAGAUGCAACUAGGAGAACGGCCAUUAAAGCUAACAAACAGGAAGUGGCACUUUAAAAACCACGCAACAUGCUUUGUUGGAUUAGAAAUGGUAAAUUGGUUGAUAGAAAACUUCUCUGACAUUGAAAACAGAGAUGACGCCGUAUUAUAUGGGCAAAAGUUACUAACUGAUAAGCUUUUCCAUCAUGUUGAAAAUAGACACGGUUUCCUUGAUGGUCAUUAUUUCUACCAAAUUUAUCCUCAAUAUUCUAAUAUUGAAACUGAUAAAUAUCCAAAUAAUGACAUAUCGACAACUACCGAGCCGGAACUCGGCAACAAGUCAUCCACAAAUGCUUCAAGCAAACUCCUUGUGUCAAACUCUUCAAAUUCUCCGUCUAUUAGGAAAGCAGAUAGUACAAUAGAAAACCGCGAAGAUAAGGAUAGCAAAGAAAGCAUCUCCGCUCCAGCAGUUCUUAUCAGUACCGCAGUGGAAUUAAAUCUUGACUUAGCAGGAAAUUCAGACAAACUUGAAACUUGCAUUGUUCACUACGAUCGUGUUCAUAACCCAGAUCAUUGUUUUCAUAUUAGGCUUGAGUGGUUGACAGCAACUCCUAAGCUUAUUGAUAAUCUUGUAACCAAUUGGUCGAGGCUAUGUGAGAGAUAUGGUCUACGACUAGUCGAGGUUCCAUGGCAUGAGCUUUGUAACAUUCCAUCGCUGAACCUUUCUCAUUCUUUUGUUGAAACUACCUUGGCUAUAGAUCCAUGGACGGAACCGGAAUUUAGGGACGAGAAGUUGUUUUCAUAUCAGAAGUACUAUUAUCAUGUUUACCUAUUAGAAAGCUGUGGCUUUUUGCUGGACAAUAGAGCUUCUAGAAUCCUACAUAAGGAUAAACAGCCGUAUACAUUUAUUUACUCUUGGGGCAAGGCGAGCUUCAAGUACGCCCAGUUUAUUCACUACACCGGUGCAUAUAUGGCAGAAAUCCGUGAAAAUGGGGGUCUUUUCUUAGCUCCGAACAAUUCAUAUAUUUCUCGGGUUGCUACUGGGAAUGUAGUAGGUAGCCUGCGUGCUUAUCCGAAGUUUGCGAUCGAUUCUGAACGUAUCAUGCUUGAUUUCAACAAGACAUGCAAGAGUUACGAUGAUUUGCACAAGGUUUUUAGCGAAGCCAGAACAAAGUGGCAAGAACAUUCAGCUGGUAUAUCACUUGAUGCAGUUUAA
Messenger RNA from Eremothecium sinecaudum, 4584 nucleotides. It is a transcript of the gene IML1, whose product is annotated as GTPase-activating protein IML1. The record is from RefSeq and is a predicted model, not a curated record. Gene Ontology annotation, biological process: intracellular signal transduction; positive regulation of autophagy; negative regulation of TORC1 signaling. Bases 1 to 4584 code for a protein of 1527 amino acids. The transcript has a single exon. Gene Ontology annotation, molecular function: GTPase activator activity. Lineage: Eukaryota; Fungi; Ascomycota; Saccharomycetes; Saccharomycetales; Saccharomycetaceae. Gene Ontology annotation, cellular component: GATOR1 complex.